Molecule: messenger RNA, 2091 nt
Organism: Pisolithus orientalis
Lineage: Eukaryota; Fungi; Basidiomycota; Agaricomycetes; Boletales; Pisolithaceae
Product: Sas10 C-terminal domain-containing protein
Exons: 7
Coding region: 1-2091 (696 amino acids)
Biological process (GO): maturation of SSU-rRNA from tricistronic rRNA transcript (SSU-rRNA, 5.8S rRNA, LSU-rRNA)
Cellular component (GO): small-subunit processome; nucleolus
Source: RefSeq, a predicted model, not a curated record
AUGGGACGUCGACGACCGUCCAGCAAGUCAAAGGCAGGUGCAAAACCACGACCCGUGGACAGGAAAGACAGCAAAAUAAAACGGUGGAACAAACGCUCCGACGUUGAACUUGAUGAGGAAGACCAGUUCCAUGAGUCAAGAGAUAAAAUUACGUUGGACCAAGGAAGUGAAGGGGAUGAGGAUGAUUUUGGAGAGGAAGAAGUAUUUGCACUGCACGGCAUUUCAGACGACGAUGGAGAUGAAGCUGGUGGAGAGGCAGACGGUUUAGAAGAUGAUUCUGACGUAGACAUGGAGGAUGAAAAGGUCCCCCCAAAGAAGCAAAAGUCGUCAAAGUCCAAGUCCAAGAAGGCAAAGAAAGACUCUUCCCCGUCACCGGUGGAGGAAGAGGAGGAGACAUGGGGUCACGGAAAACGUGCUUAUUACUCGUCGAAUGCCGCAGAAAUAGGCUCGGAUGACGAGGAGGCUCAGGAAAUGGAGGAACAGGAGGCACGGAGGUUGCAAACCAAGGCACGCGAAGGACUCGCAGAUGAGGACUUUGGUCUCGGAGAGGCCAUUGAGGGAGACGUCCAGCCAGAGGAAACAGGGGAUGCACUAGACGUGGGAGCUCCUAUUAUCAAGGAAGUCCCAAAAGACAAGCAAUCAUUACUCCGUUUCCUUGAACGGGAAAACCCAGAAACCCUCGCACUCGCAAGGGACUGGGACGACACUGCACAGAGCCUUACAGAAACAGAAGCCCGCAUAGAAGCCCUGAAAGGUCCUGAAACCAACGCAAUGGAACUCGGGUUGCAGCACAUGUAUUACCAAGCAUUGCUAACAUACAUGACGACGCUCGCGUUCUACUUGCACAUGCGCGCGUCGGAGAAGUACGCUUCACGGCCACAACUUUUACGAAGCCAUCCCAUUCUCAAGCGCCUACUCACGCUCAAGCAGUCAAUUAACAUGCUCGAGAAUAUUGGUGUCCAUCAAGACAUGACAGACGAGGAUGAAGAAGAGGACGAGAUGGACGACCUUGACCUUGGGCUUGAACUCGAGGCUGAGACUGAGGAGGGUAAAGGCGAGACACUAUGGGAUCGCAUCAUGAAGCGAGGAUUGGAAUCGGAUGAGCUCGCCGAACUCAUAAAAGAUGCGGAAAUGUCUUCACCACCCCCCUCCUCACCCAAGCGCAGCGUAUCGAAAAAGGCUUCCAAGUCUUCUGCCGCCAAGGAGAAAAGCUUCCGUCCCGUCAUUCGUCGUCCUCCGUCGACGGAAAGCCGCCAAAGAAAAAACGCAAAACAGCCCCCGACUUCACGUCCUGCCAAGAAAUCAAAAUCCAAAAACAAGGGUGCUGCGAUUCCCGUCGAUACCUCCGAUACCGUCGUCGAUCCCUAUGGCGAAGUUACCGCUCUCUCUCACGCCGAUGCGCACGACAAACAAGCACGCAAGAAAUCUCUGCGGUUCCACGUAUCGCGUAUCGAAUCUUCCAGCGCUCGUCGGCAAAACGCGCGCACCAACGCUCUGGGCGGUGACGACGACAUUCCGUAUCGGGAACGCAAAAAAGCACGUGAGACCAAGCUGGAAAAGGAGAGACAAAAGGACAAGAAACUCGGCACGGGUGGGGACGAUUUGGAUGAUGUCGACCCUGAACUCGGGAGCCCUAAUGGGGCUCCUUCUGAUAUUACUUCUGCUAUGAGCCACAAAUCAAAGAAGCGAAGGCGCGGAAUGGAAGGUGGCGACGAUGGCGUUCAGGAGAGUCAUCAUGAUGAUGGCUUGGGGUAUUAUGAUCUUGUCAAAUCGGCUGUUGCCAACAAGAAGGCGAAAAAGAAAGCCGAUUAUGAAGCUGCGGUCGCCGUGUCCAGGCCAGAACUCGAAGACGACAAAUCGUCAGGUCCCAGGUCGAUAUCUCGCGCUAUCUUAAAGAACAAGGGACUCACUCCCAAUCGGCCCAAGAGCGUCCGGAAUCCGCGCGUCAAGAAACGACAAAAAUACGAAAAAGCGAAGAAAAAGGUGUCCUCACAGAGAGCUGUUUAUAAAGGUGGUAUUGGAGAUAUAUCCAAGUACGAGGGCGAGAAGUCGGGUAUUUCCAAGGUUGUUAAGAGCGUUGCAUUGGGAUAA